Messenger RNA from Talpa occidentalis (Iberian mole), 557 nucleotides. Its product is annotated as cytochrome c oxidase subunit 6A2, mitochondrial. The transcript is spliced from 5 exons. Gene Ontology annotation, cellular component: mitochondrial inner membrane. Gene Ontology annotation, molecular function: enzyme regulator activity. Gene Ontology annotation, biological process: mitochondrial electron transport, cytochrome c to oxygen. Lineage: Eukaryota; Metazoa; Chordata; Mammalia; Eulipotyphla; Talpidae. Bases 71 to 523 code for a protein of 150 amino acids. The record is from RefSeq and is a predicted model, not a curated record.
GCCGCUAGGGGGCGCGGUCGUGCCGCCAGCUCGCGUCAUCCGUGGCUCGCAAUCCCAGUUCUGGAUUGGAAUGUGGCAUCCUCUGCCGCCCUUUGUGGCAGGCAGCACCGCUCUGAUCGUUUCCUCUCCGAGAGAUUCAACAGGUGAUUGGCCCUACAAGAGGGGUGGAGAACAGAGGCCUGUGCGAAGGAGAGAGGAAGGACAGAGCCACCGUUCCCCUCUUGCCGCCAUGGCUCUGCCGCUGAGAUCCUUGAGUCGGGGCUUUGCCAGCGCUGCCAAGGGAGACCACGGCGGGGCAGGAGCUGGCACCUGGCGCUUCCUGACCUACUUGCUGGCGCUCCCAGGCGUGGCUCUCUGCACCCUCAACUCCUGGCUCCACGCGGGUCACCGCGGGCGCCCCGAGUUCAUCCCCUACCACCACCUCCGUAUCCGCACCAAGCGCUACUCCUGGGGGGACGGCAACCGCACUCUUUUCCACAACCCCCACGUCAACCCUUUGCCCACUGGUUAUGAACACCCUUGAGGGGGCUAGCGCCCCUGGCUCAAUAAAGGCUUGG